Messenger RNA from Gasterosteus aculeatus aculeatus (three-spined stickleback), 1257 nucleotides. RefSeq names its product tetraspanin-9. Gene Ontology annotation, cellular component: plasma membrane. Lineage: Eukaryota; Metazoa; Chordata; Actinopteri; Perciformes; Gasterosteidae. The record is from RefSeq and is a predicted model, not a curated record.
ACCCGCCCCCUCCCCGCAGAGCGACUCUUCCCCUCCUCCCGCAAAGUCGACGGAAGAAAAAAGAAAACUUCAGACUCUCCAGCCGCCGUUUUGCGCCCGUCGGUCCGCUGUGUUGCGGGUGAUGCGGUGAGGGGAAAGCGGCAGACGUCGCGCCGGCAUGUGAACGCUUUUUUUCGGCCGUUGAAUUUCGAGACGUGAGCGCGGAGGUUCACCACCCGAGCUCCUGCUGGUUGAAGCGUGCCUGUUGGACUCAGUCAUGGCUCGCGGGUGCAUCUGCUGCGUUAAAUACAUGCUCUUCCUCUUCAACCUGCUCUUCUGGCUGGGUGGGUGUGGCUUGUUGGGUGUGGGCGUGUGGUUGUCGGUGUCUCAGGGCAGCUUCGCCACCCUGUCGCCCUCCUUCCCGUCGCUCUCCGCCGCCAACCUCAUCAUCACCUUGGGCACUGUCGUCAUGGUGACUGGAUUCCUGGGCUGCCUGGGCGCCAUCAAGGAGAACAAGUGCCUGCUGCUGAGCUUUUUCAUCGUUCUGUUGAUCAUCCUCUUGGCCGAACUCAUCCUCCUCAUCCUGUUCUUUGUCUACACCGACCAGGUGAGCGAAAACGCCCGACGGGACCUGAAAGAGGGGCUCGUGCUGUACAACACGGACGAAAACGCCGGGCUGAGGGAGGCGUGGAACGCCAUCCAGGGAGAGUGGAGGUGCUGCGGUGUGAGCAACCACAACGACUGGUACUCGGCCCUGCAUGACAACGUGGUGCCCGACCGCUGCUGCCAGCAGGUUUUCCCGGGAUGCGGACGCAACGCCUCCAAUACCUUCUGGACGCGGGGAUGCUACGAGAAGGUGGAGGAGUGGCUGGAUGACCACAAACACCUUCUGGGGACCAUCGCCAUGUGUGUGUUGGUAAUACAGCUCCUCGGGAUGGCGUUCUCCAUGACGCUUUACCAGCAGAUCCACCGAGCAGGGAAGAAGUACGAAGCCUGACGAUUAUCUUAUCAUUUCAAAUAGUUACCGUCAGUUACAUAAAAUGCAUCACUCGGUUCAUUGUAAAGAAGAAGCCUAAUAUGUGUGCCACUACAGCCGUUUUUUUAUCUGCCCGCUUUUGAAAAUAAUCAUUCUCAUGCAUGUUAUGUGAGAUAUUUGUAAUGGACGAGAGGAGCAUAUUUUUAACUUUGUUAAAAACCAAGUCGCUGGAGUAAAAUAUAAUGUAUGGAUCCAUUUAGGAAAAGGAACCUGUUCAAUAAAAGCACUCUUCACAAAUGUGA